Penicillium lagena is the source of this 1701-nucleotide messenger RNA. RefSeq names its product chaperonin-containing T-complex alpha subunit TCP1. NCBI's taxonomy places the organism in Eukaryota, Fungi, Ascomycota, Eurotiomycetes, Eurotiales, Aspergillaceae. Bases 1 to 1701 code for a protein of 566 amino acids. Gene Ontology annotation, biological process: protein folding. Gene Ontology annotation, cellular component: chaperonin-containing T-complex. Gene Ontology annotation, molecular function: ATP-dependent protein folding chaperone; ATP hydrolysis activity; ATP binding. The transcript is spliced from 6 exons. The record is from RefSeq and is a predicted model, not a curated record.
AUGGCUGGCAUCUUUGAGGCUCCGCGGAAUGCGGAUACUCUCUUCUUGGGUGGACAGAAAAUCAGCGGCGCCGAUGUUCGCGAGCAAAAUGUCCUCGCGACCCAGGCCAUUUCCAAUGUCAUCAAGAGCUCCUUCGGUCCCUCGGGUCUGGACAAGAUGAUGGUGGAUGACAUUGGGGAUGUAACUGUGACGAACGAUGGCGCUACGAUUCUGUCUUUGCUGGAUAUUGAGCACCCUGCGGGCAAGAUCCUGGUGGACUUGGCGCAGCAGCAGGAUAAGGAGGUCGGAGACGGUACCACCUCGGUCGUCCUCAUUGCUUCCGAGCUUUUGCGAAGGGGGAAUGAGCUGAUGAAGAACCGGAUACACCCCACCACAAUCAUCAACGGGUACAGGCUGGCUCUGCGGGAGGCUGUGAAAUAUAUGAACGAGAACAUCGCAACCAAGGUGGAGCACUUGGGCAAGGACAGCUUGAUCAACAUUGCGAAGACGUCCAUGUCGAGUAAGAUCAUUGGUUCCGAUCCCGAUUUCUUCGCGAAUCUUUGUGUGGACGCGAUGCUACUGGUCAAGACGACCAACCAGAGGAAUGAGACCAAGUACCCAGUCAAGGCUGUGAACCUGCUCAAGGCUCACGGUAAGAGUGGAACUGAGUCGGUGCUCGUCAAUGGCUAUGCCCUGAACUGCACGGUUGCCUCCCAGGCCAUGAAGACCCGUAUCUCCGAUGCCAAGAUCGCCUGUCUGGAUAUGAACUUGCAAAAGGAGCGGAUGAAGCUUGGCGUUCAGAUCACCGUGGAAGACCCUGAUCAGCUGGAGAAGAUUCGCGAGCGGGAGGCUGGUAUUGUCUUGGAGCGGGUGGAGAUGAUUCUCAAGUCCGGUGCCAACGUCGUCCUCACGACCAAGGGUAUCGAUGACAUGGUUCUCAAGCUGUUCGUUGAGCGGGGCGCGAUGGCAGUCCGCCGCUGCAAGAAGGAGGACCUGCGACGCAUCGCCAAGGCCACCGGUGCCACUCUGGUCAGCACUCUGUCCGACCUCAAUGGAGAUGAGAAAUUCGAGUCAUCAUACUUGGGACACGCCGAGGAAGUCGUGCAAGAACGGAUCUCUGAUGACGAGUGUAUUCUUGUCAAGGGAACCAAGGUCCACACUUCCGCCUCGAUCAUCCUUCGGGGCGCAAAUGAGUUCAGCUUGGACGAGAUGGAACGCUCUGUCCACGACUCUCUGUGCGCUAUUAAGCGGACUCUGGAGAGCGGAAGCAUUGUGCCUGGAGGUGGUGCCGUGGAAACAGCUCUUCACAUCUACCUGGAGGAAUUCGCAGUCACAGUAGGGUCUCGGGAGCAGCUCGCCAUUGGUGAAUUCGCCCAGUCCCUCCUCAUCAUCCCCAAGACCCUCGCCGUCAACGCAGCCAAGGACUCAUCCGAGCUAGUUGCCCAGCUCCGUGUCCGUCACGCCCUAUCACAGCGUGCGGAAGAAGGCGAUGCCAAUGAGGAAGAAAAGGCCAUCGCCAAGAGGAAGACCUACCGCAACUACGGCUUGGACCUGAUGAAGGGCCGCGUCCACGACACCUUGAAGGCCGGUGUCCUUGAGCCCAGCAUGAGCAAGAUCAAGCAGCUCAAGAGUGCCGUCGAGGCCUGCAUUGCCAUCAUGCGCAUUGACACGAUGAUCAAGCUGGACCCGGAGCAGAAGCAGGAUGAUGGCCACGGCCAUUAG